UCGUGUGUAAUUUUUCCCGCGUUAAUGUGAAAUGUUUUAGAUCGUAGAAUCGUACGGCGUACGUGGAGGUAGAACGAACAGACUUUCCUACUGUUGGGGACCAUUUGGUAAUUUGUAACUAUGUACCGAUGGAACGAACCGAAGUAUUCGUUAUACUGAUUUAUAAUCCAAGACCGUGAUUACAAGAGUUCCGCUCAUCACUAGUCGGUUGUCUUUUGUUUUCGUAUUUUACCUAUUUUUUUUUUUUAAUUUUUAACGUUUCAUCUACUUUACAGUACUCGACGAAAUUGCAGUAGACAUAUCAUAUAUGUAUUAUACUUGAAGCAUACUAUAUCUUUAAAAAAUACCACACGCAAUUCCUAACCACCCAACUAUUCUAUGGAUGACUGACUGGCUUAACUACCACGAGAAAACGUACACAUCAAAACACAAUCAUCGUUCUAUAGGAGAAUCGGAAUACAGUGUGUCUUAUACUUUCCAAGACUGUGUGAUCGAGGUUACCCACGUCAAUUGAUCGAGUUCUUUUUUCUAAGUUCCAACUGCAUACAAUACAGAUUACUGUCUACUGAUAAGGCUAACUUCAAUAUCCGACUUGUCAAAUUGGUCUUGGUGGUUGCAUUUUUAUGUUCAUUAUUUUAACAUUAUUUUUGGUAAUAAUAUAUAACACUACGUUUUGAAAAUGCAUAAGUGUAUAGUGUGCGGUAAUAGAUCUAUUUACACCAAUGCCAAUCGUACAGGAGUUAUUUAUCAUGGGUGUGCUACUCAAUGUAAUGAUGUUGAAACUGGAAAUAAUGUAAUUUUACCAAUGGAACAAAAUAUUCUAAGGGAGGAAAAUAUUGAAAAUACUGUUGUCAAUUUUAAAUCACCAAGGCGGUCACCUAAACUAAGUAGAAACAAUGAGGAUAUGACGAUUGCUGAAAAGACAGCAGCUGUUGUAGAACUGAGAAGAAGAAUGGCGGAAAUGAAAAAUCUACAACGUACCCUCGCAUUAUAACUUUUUUAUUUUGAAUUCUGUGUAUGGCAAAAUUAAAAAAAAUAUUGUAUUAUCAAUAUUAAAAAUAAUUAUAAGUUUAUAAACGUUGUA
Molecule: messenger RNA, 1084 nt
Organism: Metopolophium dirhodum (rose-grain aphid)
Lineage: Eukaryota; Metazoa; Arthropoda; Insecta; Hemiptera; Aphididae
Exons: 4
Coding region: 680-994 (104 amino acids)
Source: RefSeq, a predicted model, not a curated record